AUGGGUUCCUGUUUGGACACCUAUCUGCGUGUCUCUGCAUCUAGCCGUUUGGAAAGCUCCAAAACUUUAGGUUACCAAACAUCCCACAGCCUUAGAACUUCAACGCUUCGUCGGCCCAACCCUGCUCCUGCACCUUUGCAACUACGAUUAGCAGUGCCCUGGUUAGUUGGUCUCCUUCAGAGCUUAGCAUCAGUUCUCUUUUGCCGAUGGCCAGCACCCGCUGCCCAACUGGAAGCUGGUCGUCUCUGCAUAUCAGCAAAUGUUAACUUUUUGAUUCUUCGCGCAGCUGUUGCCUAUGGCCUGCCACUGGCAGCUAGCCUCGUGUUGAUUCUGGUAGCUGCCGGUCAAAUAGGCCGCCGGCACUGGCCAAGUGGGUACAUGGUCACCCAUGGCUUUGAAGAAGCUUGCUUAUCUACUCGAUGUGAAGCGAUCUGCUUGCAGAAUCAGAAACUUGAAGCCAAUUCUAACCCACAAGUUCGGCCUGGCUUUUACCUCGCCUCAUUUUUUCGAAAAAAGCAAGUAAGCAAAGCUUAUCGGAGAAAUACUUUCGACAGAAAGAAAAAUCCGAAGGGCAUAAACAAAAUCAAAGCUGAUGAAGUGGAUGCUGUGGCUGUCAGGCUAGCCUCUGGAGUUUCUUGGAUAAAUGGGGAGUCGGGACUACUACCACAUGCCAGUGUGUCAAGCCAAAUCCCUGAUAUGCAAGCUGGCAGUACGUCUAUUUCGGAGUUUGGUCUCUCAGGAUACGGUUUAUUGCGUGACAGAAACAUGGUUGGUGCUUAA
Messenger RNA from Protopolystoma xenopodis, 780 nucleotides. Lineage: Eukaryota; Metazoa; Platyhelminthes; Monogenea; Polystomatidea; Polystomatidae. The record is from the annotation of a GenBank genome assembly.